UCUCGCUCAUCAUGUCGUGAUAGAAACGAGUUAUUGAAGCGUCGAACGUCCUCUUCGGCUCACCACCGGUCUUCGUGUCUUCUGCUCCGUCUCUAUACGAACACUUCAAUCUUGACCCAUCUAAACCAGCUAUCCUUGCUCUCAAGGACCACGAUUCCUCAGUACCCGCCAUAUGGUCUUACCUGGAUUCAUUCGACUCAAUAGGCGCUUUGGGAAAAUGGGUAUGUCACGCUUCAUGUAUAUACUACGUUACCAACAGCCUUCCAGCUUGUACGCAACAGACUUCCAACGUUUGUCGAGCUCGACUCGGACUCGUUCCAGGAGGUUAUGAACGCGCCACACAAGCCGCUCGUUGUCCUCGUGGCGGCACCGCAGAGUGAGUUGCGUGACACUGCUGAGCAAGUGCGCACUGUAGCGCAGCAAUGGAGGGAUUCCAAACAUCCCGGCGACAUUGUCUUUGCCCUAAUGGACGCUGACAAGUGGGGGAGCUGGCUCAAAAGUAUGUAUGGCAUCAAGGCCGAGUCCGGCCCCCGUGUCGUUGUCGCGGAUCAUUCUGUGAGUGCUCUUUUUUGAUGGU
Phanerochaete carnosa HHB-10118-sp is the source of this 577-nucleotide messenger RNA. RefSeq lists its product as uncharacterized. The record is from RefSeq and is a predicted model, not a curated record. The annotation marks the transcript as partial. The transcript has a single exon. Lineage: Eukaryota; Fungi; Basidiomycota; Agaricomycetes; Polyporales; Phanerochaetaceae.